AUGAAACAGUUGUCCCUGCUCCUCUUUACACUACUGUGUUUAUCAUGUAUUACUAGCAGUACCAAUGCAUCCGUAGUGGGUGUCACAACAGUACCAGAAGACGGCUAUGUGGAAGGCCAAAAAGUGAAAAAGCUCGUGACACUGUCGGAAGUAUCCUUUCGUCGCGCGCGUCACGAUACGGCCAAUCCGAUCUUUCUGUACAUGUUUGGUGCCUAUUGGUGUGGUCAUUGCAAACGACUGACACCCAUUUUGGAAGCCACGGCGCCGCAAGUGGCCGGUCGCAUUGCCAUUGGUAAAAUCGAUUGUACCGACGACAAGCGGCUCUGUGAAGAAUUUGGAGUAAGAGGAUAUCCUACUUUGAAAUACUCGCUAGAUGGAAUUCUGUACGAUUAUACGGGUGGACGCAGUGAAGAAGACUUUGUCGCAUUUGCCGAACGGCUGAGUCGUCCCGUCAUGACCAUUGUCGAUUCGGUCGAACAAGCCAACAAGUUCACACAAGAUCAAACGUACGGACACGGCGUAUCCUUUGUCUGUCACGAUCCUCGUAAAACCGUGGCGGCGCCCGCUUCGACGUUGACAGUAGAACAAUUGGCGGCCACCAGUCCCAUUUAUAAAGUCUGCAAACAAGCGGCUCGCAAAGAAUUGGCACACGCCCACUUCUCCGCAUUGACGGCACGCAUUGAUACCAGUGCUAUUACGGGAGUUCCCUCCUCCGUUGUGGCCGAUGAUACUGAUAGUGGCGCCACACAAGAUUUGGAUGCGCCUCCACCAACUCCACUUCAAAAAGGAGGAUUUGUCUGUCGACUCGAAGCCCACGUCCCGUCGCGCUGUUUACUAGAACAACACACCAUGAUUGAUGUCGAAUCCGUAUUGGAAUUUGUCAAACGCAACAAUGUCGCCACAUUGACGGAAUUCGGACCGCACAAUUUUCAUCGCAUUGGACGACUCGGACGACCCCUCGUCAUUGGUGUUGUGGACAAACGCCAAGAAGAAAUCAUGGGGCGAAUACAAAAAGAGCUAGAGUCGUUUGCCAUUAAUGGCCCCGCUCGAUUGACCAAUGAAAAAUAUUACUUUGGUUGGAUGGACGGUGUUCGAUGGGCCAAUUUUCUCGAACAAUUUGAUGUCCAACAAACAGAAUUGCCACAAGCAUUCGUGUUGGAUGUCCCGCGACGCUUGUAUUGGCAAGAUUCGUAUUAUCGAGAAAAGACAUUGCAAGCGUUCUUGACCGCCAUUGACGAUGGAUACAUUCGACCCAAAGAAUCGCGCGGUGUUCGGGGUGCCGGAUUGUUUGGAUGGAUUUUUUCGGGAUGGACAUUGUUGUUACUCCUUAUUGGGGCGGCGGGAGCUGUAGUGGUGCUAUCGCCGGAUGCACAAGGGCUCCUGGGUGGUGGUGGUAAAAAGAAGAAAAAGGAUGGCGGUGGAUCGCAAGGAGGACACGAUGCGUUGCUGGGGAAAAAGAAUCAAUAA
Seminavis robusta is the source of this 1467-nucleotide messenger RNA. NCBI's taxonomy places the organism in Eukaryota, Bacillariophyta, Bacillariophyceae, Naviculales, Naviculaceae. The record is from the annotation of a GenBank genome assembly.